Molecule: messenger RNA, 1081 nt
Organism: Drosophila grimshawi
Lineage: Eukaryota; Metazoa; Arthropoda; Insecta; Diptera; Drosophilidae
Gene: His2Av
Product: histone H2A.v
Exons: 4
Coding region: 185-610 (141 amino acids)
Cellular component (GO): nucleosome
Molecular function (GO): DNA binding; protein heterodimerization activity; structural constituent of chromatin
Source: RefSeq, a predicted model, not a curated record
UCUGACGGCGUCUCAUUCGUGUUAAAAUUAUACCACAGCGUAGACGCGUCCAAAAUCCAAAGACUACUCAGUUUCGAUUUAUUUGUUUUUAAAUCAUUCCACGCAUAAAAACAAAUUGCGUGCCCAGUGCAUUUCCACACCCUCACAUACAAUUAACUACUAAGGAAAUAUCGAUUAAAUAAAAAUGGCUGGUGGCAAAGCGGGCAAAGACUCUGGUAAAGCCAAAGCGAAAGCGGUUUCACGCUCGGCGCGCGCGGGCCUUCAGUUUCCCGUUGGUCGUAUUCAUCGGCAUCUAAAGAGCCGCACCACAUCGCACGGACGCGUUGGUGCCACCGCCGCCGUCUACUCUGCAGCCAUUUUGGAAUAUUUAACUGCUGAGGUGCUCGAGUUGGCAGGCAAUGCAUCGAAAGAUCUGAAAGUCAAACGUAUUACGCCGCGUCACUUGCAAUUGGCCAUUCGCGGAGACGAGGAGCUGGACAGCCUGAUCAAAGCAACCAUUGCCGGUGGCGGCGUUAUUCCUCAUAUACACAAGUCCCUCAUUGGCAAGAAAGAGGACACCGUUCAGGAUCCGCAGCGAAAGGGCAAUGUCAUUCUGUCGCAGGCUUAUUAAUUAAUUUCCUUUUUGACCAUUUUCGGAACACAAAUCUUAUGUUUAAAAAUUUAUAUUACAUACUAAACGACGACGCGUUGUAAUAAAAACAAAUUCUGUGCGAGCUGCUGCUGCUGAGGCGCUGCUAAGCCUCAAUUUCUAAUUAACAACAAAUUCUAUACAAGAGACAUCCAAUCUCCCCCGCCCUACUCCCUAACCCCAAGCAACAUAAACAUCAACACAAACACACACACACACACAUAUAUAUGCACUUACACAUACAAAUGUAAACUUAAUUGUCAAGUAAAAUGUUAAUGAGAAUGAGGAUAAAACGAAUGCAAACUUAAUUUAGAGCAAAGUAAAUUACACAAAAUAAAUUUAAUAAAAACUUUAAAUAAAAAAAAUAAAAUAAAUAUAAAAUGCCCAAAAAUUGUUAUUGGAAAAUUUAUUAGACAAUUUACUGUUUUUCGAAAUAAACGAUUGUGCACAAAA